This is a messenger RNA of Erigeron canadensis, 942 nucleotides long. RefSeq lists its product as uncharacterized. The transcript has a single exon. The record is from RefSeq and is a predicted model, not a curated record. Lineage: Eukaryota; Viridiplantae; Streptophyta; Magnoliopsida; Asterales; Asteraceae. The coding region runs from base 1 to 942 and encodes 313 amino acids.
AUGAAACGAUCAUGGGAGUUUUAUAAUCUGUCAUGGUAUGAGGCCACAAACCCUAAACAGCUCUAUUUUUCUUACUUCCGAUCCUGUUAUCAGUUUUUCCUCUCCAUCAUGUCUUCUACACCUAUUCACCCCACAGUCACCGUCUCUAAUAUCAAAACUUUCAUCCCCAUAACCCUAGAUGUUGAAUCUGGCCAUUACACCACUUGGUCAGAACUUUUUAAAAUUCAUUGUAAGGCUUUUCAAGCAUUUGAUCACAUUCAGUCUCCUGUUACUUCUACCUCUACCUCUACCUCUACCUCUGACAAAAAUAAAGAUAAAGACAAAGACAAAACACUACCAACUGAAUCAUGGGAGCGUCUUGACUCCAUUGUCUUACAAUGGAUCUAUGGCACCAUCUCCAUUGAUCUUCUUCACACCAUUUUAAAGACAGACACCACCGCCUUUGACGCGUGGACUGCUCUUGCCAAUCUUUUCCAAGAUAAUAAGGCUACUCGUGCCAUUGAUCUCAACAACAAAUUUGCCACUACCCGAUUAGACCAAUUCAUCACUAUGUCGGCAUAUUGCCAAGCUAUGAAGGUCAUUUUUGACCAAUUAUCCAAUGUCGGCUCCCCCGUUACUGAAGAACAAUUGGUUCUACAAAUCCUCACUGGCCUAAAUGAACAAUAUGAAAAUGCUGCUGAUUCUAUUCAGCAAACCAAACCCCUGCCAAAUUUUUAUGAGACAAGAUCCAGGUUAUGCAUGACUGAAACUCGGAAAAACAAUCAAGCACGUCAAGCUGCUACCACUGCUGGCACUGCCCUUCUUACUGCUACUGAUCGCACCGAUACUCAAUCGCAGCGCCAAGAAUCUCACACAGAACAAGCAGACCGCGGUCGCGGCCGUGGCAGAGGCUGUGGUAGGGGAAGGGGACGAGGUGCCUCUUCACGAGGUCGUGGUUCCUAA